This is a messenger RNA of Giardia duodenalis, 3564 nucleotides long. RefSeq lists its product as uncharacterized. The record is from RefSeq and is a predicted model, not a curated record. The transcript has a single exon. NCBI's taxonomy places the organism in Eukaryota, Fornicata, Diplomonadida, Hexamitidae. The coding region runs from base 1 to 3564 and encodes 1187 amino acids.
AUGGAGUACUUGUUUCGAGUAGCCUCCCAACAAUCUGCGCCCCCAGGGAACUGUGAAGACUCGUCUGAUGAUGACUGUGGCUACAAAGGCAUGGACCUCAUUAUCUCCGAGGGAAACCUCCUGCGGGUGGUGAGAAACAAGUCGACGCUUGGGCUUUGCAUGGUUAAGCACCAGAAACUCUUGGACUACCUUGUUAAGGAGCACAUCCUUAUAGAGAUCAUGCAGCUAAUCUUCAACCGCACGGCUACUCCGUUGAACUCUAGUCUGUGCACUGACACUAAGGAGGGAUCGAUAAUGACUGACUCGAUCAUAAACCCCCAGCCUGCAUCUCCUAUACAUGUCACGUCACAUGAUCUAGCCACUGACACGGCAAUCCGGGGCCAGUGUUACCCCGUUACCCUGGACGACGUCUAUAGAGCUAUCGACUUAAUACGCACAGCUGAGCGAGUCACACCAGUCCUUACCCAUAUUAUGUCGACGCCUUCUAUUCUGCGCAUCCCCUUCCAAGCUGUAGCCGUUGUCUAUGGUUUUUUUGCCGACCGCGUCCAUCCCCUUAAGGACAUCGUUGUGAACCCUGCCAGCGAUGACGAGUCGAACAGUGAUUGCAAGAUCGAAGUCACAAAAGCCUUUGAUGCGCUUUUGAACAUUUGCACACUUUCAGUCGAUAACCUCCCUAUUUUCGUUGAUGCGUUAGAGCAGCCUCUCUUUGAUACUGAUGAAACCAAAGAUAGUGACUCGUCGCCAGUGCUUCUAAUAGACGUAUGGGUGCAGCUUUUGUUGUUGAAUAGAGCAGGAUCUUCGUUUGUGCGCCUGGUGACAAAUCCAAAGGAUAAACCAGCACCCCUUCUUGACAAACUCGCAGCUUUUCUUUCCCAGAGGGGUGUUUUCAGUACUUAUAUCGAUCAUCUUUUCGUGUCUACCAACACCAGCUGUGAUUCUAUAACUAGUAUUCUUGUUCAGUCUUUAAACUCCCAAGUUCCUUGGUGCAAUACUAUCGUUCAAGAGUUUCCGCGCCUUUUUAGUCUUUUUCUCUUAUUAACAGGAAAUUCCUUGCCUGCUGACUUGCCAGCAGAGCUUUUAUCAAGACUUCCCACUUUAUCACCUAUAACUAAUCCAUCUUUAUGUCUUACAUCAUCGGUUGCCGACAUGCUAGUAUAUAUGUUGCGCACAAUUAUUCUUGACGCCGUCACGAUUUCUCUAAAUAACCCCGAGGACCCGACGCUAGAGGGUAAGACAAUCAUUACUUUAGAGUUCCUGAAAAAUAAAGGAUACACUCACGCAGAUAGCUGGACUCUCUUCAUUACAAGACUCUUGCCUGCACUUUGCACUGCAACAGUGAGCAAACUGGAGGAGUCCGCCGAAUCGUCAAGCGGUACAUUCUCAGUGGUGGCUCUAUUGAUGCUCAAAACAGUUGUUAGAUUUAUCGAACUAACCGGCUGCAUAAAUGAUCAUAUCGAUAGCGUUCUAAUAUCGAAUACAUACGGUUGUUCCUCGGCGACUCUUCUUUCAGUGAUUUCCGCUGCGACUGAAAUUAGCUCAUGUAGCACUCUGCCUUCGUCUCUACGCUCACUUGGAUGGGAUGUCGAACCAAGUGAGUUCUUUAACAAGCUUCGCUACGGAGACGCAGGCCGGUUGUGCAGCGUGUCCAUCGAGCUGAUUGUACAAACAGUUGCACAGUCAGAAUUGUACUCUGUAUUGUGCAAGGUUAUGCGUGUGUUCCCUACGACAACCGUUGUCCUUUUUCUCUGCUCCCGUCUUUUUAUCGUUGCUGCCUUCUAUUUGUUCAGCUCGGACUCUGAACUUAUUGAACAGGCGCUUAAGCAAUCUGGAAUUUUUGAAGAGCUUGAGCUUGUGUCUAUUGACGAUGCUUCCGAUUGUAUAACUAUAAGGCCUGUGUCUGAGAUGGAAACGUUUUCAAUCGAUGAGCCGUUGCCCACGAAGUUUUUGCCCUAUAGAUUCCGAUCGCCAUUUAUUGUACACCUUCUCGGCAUCCUUAGAGCAUUUAUCAGGCUGGCUGCGAAUGUUACGCAAAGGGAAUACGACUCCGAAUGGUCACGCUAUCUUGAGUUCCGUGAAUCGUCUAGUGUACCUCCAACACGUGUUAUGACAUACGCACAGCUUAGGACUCUCGCUGACAAUCACACUUCUUUGCGGAGACUUUUGCUGGAACACCAGAAACUGGCUUCUGUUUCCUCUGCCUUCCUUUGGUUGGAUCGCAUAGGGGGAAACUGCUACUUCAAGGGUCUACUCCCCUUCUCGCGCCGACUUCUUUCUCUUGGAAUCUCUACCUAUGCAGGCGUCUCGCUAGAAUCUCUUAUGGAGUACGCUGAAAAGGAGCCUGUCUUUGCAACUUCACAGGAUUGGAACGUCAACGCCAACUUUUCUCUUAAGCAAAACAUAGUUCUUGGCGCCCUCAAGCAAAUGCUAACUUUGCAGAGGGGAUCCCAGUUUAGUUUCACUGAAACAGACCUUAACAGCAUUUACAACGGAAUAAUGUCUACGUCGCUGGAUGACGAGGAGGAUAACAAUGUCCAUACUGGCGACGACAACCUGGAUACUGGGCAGUUUGAUGAAAAUGUGGAUGUGACUUCCUAUCUAGCAAACAACGAAGCAGAGGUUCUAGGGGGACAAACAGACGUGGCACCGAGCUCUGGUGAGAGUGAGACUUUCGAAUCUGCUGAUGUAAUAGCAUUUGCGGAGUGUCUGCCAGAAGAGCUGGAGCCCCCUGUUGAACUAUUGCCCCCGCUGGAGUCUGACAGUGAGGCACUGUCGGGAAGGUCUGAAAUGUGUGAUAUCGACGAUAGCUGUCCAGCUAAAGCACAAUCUAGUAGCAAAGAACUGACAGAUAGAAGCGAUUUGGUAACUUCCACAGAGUCGCAUGCUCCCUUAGUUUGCACGACAGCGCAGGAGCUUGCCCACAUCCUUCACAAUUCCCUGCCUAAUGGCUCUACCGGGCUCAUAAAAGACUCUGUAUCAACUCAUCAGCGUAGCACCGAGGUUAAGACUCCAGAUAGCGCAACGUGCAGAGACCAAACUCCUCGCGGACAAUAUGAACAGCAGAUCAAUGUUAUACAUCUCACCAGUGUCGAUAGCAGAGAUAGAUCAUACAGCCCUCCACCUAUUCCCAAAUCGUCGUCGCCUCCAGCUGGUAUUCACAACCGAGCAUCUCGCGGAACAUGCUCGCCAAAUAAGCCUUUAGCCGCGAUUAGCUCCAUUGGCACAAGGCGAAUAGACAAAUCUCCGACCACAGAAACUGCAAUUCUUACAGAGAAAUCCCCGCGUGCAAAGCCUGCCACAAGGCCGUUUGCACAAAGCAGCCGCCCAGUGCGUGAGGCUAUCAAGCCAAGCAAUGAAUAUUGCGACAUCCCGCCCAAUGAAGGAAGGUUUAUGACAUUUGAAGAAGCCACUGCAGUACUUGAAAAGCAGAACAGCAUUAUUGGACGAAGGGCACGUGUCGAUGAUAGCAGUAGAGAAAAUGAAUUUAGGCCUCUUCCGAAAAAGAUGAUGGCGGCGUCGUCCUCCUACUACGCAGGACGAUUUAGGGACUAUCGUGGAAGAACUUAG